CCGAAUUCCGCUGGCAACUUGUCUCGACCCAACAUCUGAUCCUCUUCCUCCGCCUUACUAAAACCGCCACCCUCGGCGCUUGCAUCCACCUGCUGCAACGCCAUCAUGUCUCAGCCUUUCGACCCGAACACGGCCCAGAAUGCCAUCGAGAUUGAAAAACAGUUUGCUGUGAGGGCCGUCGAGCAGGCGCAGACGUACUGGAACCUGAUGGAGAGAGUCAAUCCUCGGGAAUUGAAACUCACGAGCUACGACGACGAAAUAUUUGAACACACUAUGAAAGCGUUCCCGGAGCUUGCAGAGGACAAUUACGCGAAACUCAUCGUGAUUGACGAGGACUGGAUGAAGAGCAAGGACGGGAAGACUCGUUGGCGGGACUUCAUGAUGGCCUACGAAAAGAAGAUCAAGGACUACAACUUCGGAUCUCUCAUAAGAACGGACUGCCGCGAUGAAUACGGCGAGCGAAACACGAUCUUUGUGACACGCAUACAAUUCUACGCCUUUGAGAUCGCACGCAACAGGUUGGGCCUAAACGACAAGGCGCAUGAAAUUGCUAAGGCAGAAGCUGAGAAGGAACGGAUCAAGGCUGAGAAGGAGAAGGCCAAAAAGAAGAAGUCAGGAGCAUCAUAACGCGCUGCGGCAAUCGUUGCGAUACUUACCUCCGCCGUUACGGUAUAUUCGGGGCACAUUAGUCGACACGGCAUAUUGUAACUUGUAAAAGUAUCAUCAUAGGACACAACCGCAGGCGUUGUUACUGGUAGCCAUUACGAUUACCCUGAUAGCACGAGUACUCGGUUUGUGUCAGGGCGAC
Molecule: messenger RNA, 808 nt
Organism: Punctularia strigosozonata HHB-11173 SS5
Lineage: Eukaryota; Fungi; Basidiomycota; Agaricomycetes; Corticiales; Punctulariaceae
Product: DUF757-domain-containing protein
Exons: 8
Coding region: 106-627 (173 amino acids)
Cellular component (GO): cytoplasm
Source: RefSeq, a predicted model, not a curated record